Salvia hispanica is the source of this 918-nucleotide messenger RNA. RefSeq names its product ADP-ribosylation factor-like protein 8a. The record is from RefSeq and is a predicted model, not a curated record. Gene Ontology annotation, biological process: protein transport. Gene Ontology annotation, molecular function: GTP binding; GTPase activity. Lineage: Eukaryota; Viridiplantae; Streptophyta; Magnoliopsida; Lamiales; Lamiaceae.
UAAAUUGGUUGCAGCAAUUUCCUCCUAAUCCUAGUUGUGGUAUGCAAAGAAUCCAAUGGCAUAAAUCGUUGAUGCGAAGCCGGAAAAUUGUUCUACUUGUAGGUUAGGAUUCCAAAGAACACGAAUUUGUUUGGGGAGAGCUCAAUUGGGAGAAGACGGAUUAGAGAUCUGUUGAAUUUUCCGCUCCAUCAAUCGCAACAAUGGGUCUCUGGGAAGUUUUUCUCAAUUGGCUUAGAAGCCUUUUCUUCAAGCAAGAAAUGGAACUGUCUCUUAUAGGUCUUCAAAAUGCUGGGAAAACUUCGCUUGUAAAUGUUGUCGCUACUGGUGGAUACAGUGAAGAUAUGAUCCCAACGGUAGGAUUUAAUAUGCGGAAAGUGACUAAAGGGAAUGUCACAAUAAAGCUGUGGGAUCUUGGAGGUCAACCCAGAUUUAGGAGCAUGUGGGAGAGAUAUUGUCGUGCAGUCUCUGCAAUUGUUUACGUUGUUGAUGCUGCGGAUCCUGAUAAUAUCAGCAUCUCCAAAAGUGAGCUUCACGACUUGUUGAGCAAACCAUCACUAAGCGGGAUCCCAUUGCUGGUUCUAGGGAACAAGAUCGACAAGCCUGUUGCCCUGUCGAAACAAGCAUUGACUGAUCAAAUGGAUUUGAAGUCGAUCACAGACAGAGAAGUGUGCUGCUACAUGAUCUCUUGCAAGAACUCAACGAACAUCGAUCAAGUGAUUGACUGGCUGGUGAAGCAUUCGAAGUCAAAGACCUGAGCAGAAGAUCAACCGCAAGUGCAACCUGUUGUGUUAUAGAAUUUUUUUGUGUCUGCGAGUUUGCUAUUGUUGAUGAAUUCACCAAUUUAUUUGUGGCCGAUGGGUUGCCUCUGCUUUUAUUUAAAACUAUUUCUGUAUUAUAUGUUAACUCACAUUUGCUUUC